GUGUAACGAAGGUGUCACGCGCUGGGAAGGAGCUUGCGCAAGCUUUUCUAAGGGGAAGUUACUCUCAAUUACUUCUCCAGCUCCACUAAUGGAAAGAGAUGUUUCAGACAAGGUUCUGUCUGAUGUUCACGUGUUCACACCUCACGAAACACUCCCCGAUACUGACGAGAGUGUGAACACGGUGACCAGAUUUAACUUCAGCCUUCCGCCAGAUGUUCAAAGAGAGUUGUCUCCAGGCAUCUCCUCCGAGAAAGACACCUCAAAUCCAGAUGAUGAUGGAGAACUUUUAUUUGAUGAAGAUGGUGAUGUUGUGGUUACUCGAAAACCAGUUACGGAAAACAAAUUGGUUAUCACAAUUGAACACAUGAUGGAGACCAAGCUGGAUGAUGUUGGACUUCAAGUUUGGCAGGGUUGUCUCCUGCUGUGUGACUUUGUCCUUCACCUUCACACAAAGUUCAAGGCCUCCAGGGUCGUUGAUCUUGGGGCAGGUGUUGGUCUGACAAGUAUAGUGGCAGGACUGUUUGCAGAGUCUGUACUGGUCACAGAUGUUGGUGAAAUGAUUUUGAGAACAUCAGAAAGUAACAUUGCCUUGAACAAACCACUGCUGGGUGAAGACUGCACAUUCCUAGUUAAGGAACUUAACUGGCUCAAGUUUUGUGGACCCAAAGACAGCUAUUCAGAUGCAAGAAGCAGCAGAUUUCAGAUGACAGAAGAUGACCACACAUUGCUGGACGGUGUCAGCCUCAUCCUGGCAGCUGAAGUAAUCUAUGAUCCAGACUUGACUGACGCUUUCUUUUCUACGGUAAAACAACUGAUGUCCAGACCACCGGCAAAGACUCUCUACAUGACCCUGGAGAAGAGACUGGUGUUCAGUCUAGCGGACCUGGAUGUUGUCAGUCCUGCGUACGAACAUUUCCAGGAGAAGAUGGAGGAACUGUUGGCUCUGUCUCUUGAUGGUGUCACAUUCCAUUGCUGUCAGGUCCCUUGUGACUUUCCCCAGUACUUCACAUAUGACCGACACAAACAUCUAGAGCUAUGGCAAAUAACAUCCAGUUUGUCUGACUGAAUCUUACAGCAGUGUGGGGCAAGUCACUGUGCAGAGAUGUCUCCACGUCAGGAUCCACUAAUAGGUUCGCAUCCAAGAAUGGCCCUGUCAGAACCAUACCCAU
This is a messenger RNA of Haliotis rufescens (red abalone), 1169 nucleotides long. RefSeq names its product methyltransferase-like protein 22. The coding region runs from base 89 to 1066 and encodes 325 amino acids. Gene Ontology annotation, molecular function: protein methyltransferase activity. Gene Ontology annotation, cellular component: nucleus. Lineage: Eukaryota; Metazoa; Mollusca; Gastropoda; Lepetellida; Haliotidae. The transcript has 10 exons. The record is from RefSeq and is a predicted model, not a curated record. Gene Ontology annotation, biological process: protein methylation.